Suillus clintonianus is the source of this 915-nucleotide messenger RNA. RefSeq names its product domain of Kin17 curved DNA-binding protein-domain-containing protein. The transcript has 3 exons. Lineage: Eukaryota; Fungi; Basidiomycota; Agaricomycetes; Boletales; Suillaceae. Gene Ontology annotation, cellular component: nucleus. Gene Ontology annotation, molecular function: double-stranded DNA binding. Gene Ontology annotation, biological process: DNA replication; DNA damage response. The record is from RefSeq and is a predicted model, not a curated record. The coding region runs from base 1 to 915 and encodes 304 amino acids.
AUGCCGCGCGCAGAAGUCGGAACACCAAAGUAUCUCGCCAAUAAGAUGAAAUCCAAGGGCCUACAGCGCCUGCGGUGGUACUGCCAAGUCUGUGAGAAGCAGUGCCGAGAUGAGAACGGCUUCAAGUGCCAUGCUCAGUCCGAGGCCCAUCUCCGCCAGAUGCUCGUCGUCGGUGAGAAUGCCGGGCGGCAUAUCGCUGAUUUCUCGAGCCAAUUUCAGCACGAUUUCGUCCAGCUUUUAAGUCGACGAUAUAACACGAAACGCGUGCGCGCCAACCAAGUCUAUCAAGAAUUCAUCCAAGACAAGAAUCACCUGCACAUGAACGCCACCCGCUGGGUGACUCUCACCGAAUUUGCCAAGCACUUGGGGCGCUCAGGGAUUGCACGCGUGGACGAAACCGAGAAAGGGUGGUUUAUUGCGUGGAUCGACAGCAGCCCGAAAGCGCUCGCAAAGCAAGAGGCCUCUAUGAAAAAGGAUCGAGCCACGCGGGAUGAUGAACAGCGCGAGCGCGUUCUGAUUGCAGAGCAGAUUGAGAGAGCUAAGUUGGAGAAAGAUGCCAGUGAGGAGGGAAGUGCGAGCCCCCCUGCCGGGGAGGGCCUCAAGAGAGAAGAGGGUGCAGAGAAAGUGGUUCUGUCAUUUUCUGCCAAGUCAGCGGCUACAUCGGACACGACGACGACAGCCGCUCCGACAGGGCUGAAGUUGACUGCCGUGAAGCCUGGCGUCAAUCCUCUCAAAGCCAAUCCAUUGAAACGGCCCAACGUGUUCAAGUCUGCCGCUCCUGUCAAGUCUGAGAUUCCAGAGGGUGGCGGUGGGAAUGAUAGGAAACGAUCCGCGCCGAUGUCAGCUGCAGAACGGCUUAUCAUGGAGGAGCAAGAGCGUAAACGCCGACGGAUGGAUAGAGAAAGUGUAGCCUAA